AUGAAAAAGGGAUUCCCGACUGUCGUAAAGAGCCCCCCGCGGCCGCACCCGCGACCCAUUCGCAUCGCCUUCACCGACGUCAACGGCGUCGUCGAUCCGCGAACGGUGAGAUCGUUCUGUGAACACAAAGAGCUGCAGAGCGAGCUGUCAGAAGGGAAUUCAAAUGCCGAUUCGAUUCCAACGCCGAAGCGAGCGACGACGAGGACGGGCGACGGACUCACGGCGUACGAACGCGAGCGCGAGGAACGCGUGCGACGGAACGAGGAGUUGUUGACGCAAUUGCGCGUGCGCGAGACCGCAAGGGCGCUCGCAGUGGUAGCGGAGCCGACGAAGAGAGCGCGGUUGGCGACGAAGAGACGCGCGGCAGAGUUGGCACCGAUCGAGCCGACUCGAAGGAGCGCGCGUGCGCGAGGCGCGAAAGCGAAAGCGAUGGAGAUCGGAGAAGACGAUCAGAUAGUCGACGGUGAGGAGGGUUUGGAGCAUCAUUUGACGUGUGAUGAGUACUGCGAGAGGUUGGGGAUCGAGCCCGGGCCAAAGAUGACGAGUUUCACGGGCUGGGUGGAGGAGAGCGUUCGCGAACGGCUAGGAAUCGCCUCGAGCGCGAACGAGGCUUGGGAACGAAACGGCGGGGGAAAAUGGAGCCGACCGGCGAAGGGACAGGCAAAAGAUCACGCGAAGAAGAUGUUGUACAAGAAUCCAAACGCGUACUUCUAUCGACACACGGCUGGAGAGGAGCAAAUUAACGGUGAUUGGAGCGAGGACGAAAUCAAGCAAUUCGUCAAAGUGGCAACCAAGUACGGCGCCGGCGACAAGUGGGGCCUCUUCGCGUCGCAUAUCCCCGGUAGAGUUGGUUACCAGUGUUCAGCGGCGUAUCGUCACAUCAUGCUUCCUCGAGGUCUCCUUCGUGACGACGCUUGGCGGAUGACUAUGUCAGGCGAGGCGGUUUGGAUCGGUAAACGCUGA
Messenger RNA from Ostreococcus tauri, 963 nucleotides. RefSeq names its product WD40/YVTN repeat-like-containing domain. Lineage: Eukaryota; Viridiplantae; Chlorophyta; Mamiellophyceae; Mamiellales; Bathycoccaceae. The record is from RefSeq and is a predicted model, not a curated record. Bases 1 to 963 code for a protein of 320 amino acids. The transcript has 2 exons.